Drosophila takahashii is the source of this 2456-nucleotide messenger RNA. RefSeq names its product ankyrin-3. The record is from RefSeq and is a predicted model, not a curated record. Gene Ontology annotation, molecular function: protein binding. Gene Ontology annotation, biological process: intracellular signal transduction. Lineage: Eukaryota; Metazoa; Arthropoda; Insecta; Diptera; Drosophilidae.
GAAGCAGAGCUGCAAAGAGCGAAAAGUUUUUGUAAUUGGAAUUAAACCCAUUUAACGCCCGGAUGCGAUGAAUUUAGCCUGCAAACGGAGCACAGGGAUGUGGAAUCUCGCGACUGAAGCCACCGGAGCAGCCUCUCGCCAGCCAGCCGUCGUCCAGUGCUGAUUUGGGCGAAUGUUUCAGUGCUCUUAUUGAUUUUUACGGUUUCGUUUCGGAAGUGAUACGCAUUUGGCUCUGGCCCGAUCUUCCCCGGAAACUGCGCCGCAGGAGGAUAGAGGAUGCCAGUGAGGUGCUAGACGGAGGGGAUAGAAGCCAUUGCGAGCCAUGGGCGGCUCCGUAAGCCAGGUGUUCCGCUCCGGAUCGGCGCUACUCUCGCAUCGCGACGGCAAGCUGUCCAAGGCCACCGAGGAGACGAUCCAGACGCUCUUCGACAUCCUGCGCGCCAACCCAAAGGUCUCGCUGCAGACGCUCGAGAGCCUGCUCAUCCAGAUCCCGAAGAAUGAGAACAUCCUGGCCAUGCACGACGACCACGGCUACAAUAUCCUGCAGCGCAGCGUUGGCCUCAAUCACAUCGAUCUCACCAAGUGGCUGCUGCACCGCCACCGUCCGGAUGUCAACCGCUCGCCCUGCUCCCUGCCCCUGCACAUCGCCACGCUGCGUGGCUACGAGGAGUGCGUGGAGCUGCUCCUGCGCCACGGCGCCCGCAUCGACGUGGACACCAGGAUGUGCUUUCCCGGCGCCCAUACGCGCAACUGCGAGGAGAGCGGCAAGUGGCAUAAUAAUGUGGACGACGUUAGCGAGCGACUGAACACCAAGCUGCAGAACGCCCUCUACUACGCCAUCGACGGGGAUCAGUAUAAUGUGUUGAGCCUGCUCACCCAGAAGAUGGAGGAGCCGUGGAUUCCGUUCAGGGUCAAGAAGCCGCUGCUGCACUUGGCCUGCGAACGCGGCGCCUGGAAUUGCGUUCAGCAGUUGGUGGUCACGCGUUCGGAGGAGAUCAAUCUCAUCAUGGACGAGUAUUACCCGAUUCAUCAUGCUGUGCUCCAUGAUGGACGCUUCCUGGAGCUACUCAUUCAUCAGGGAGCCAUUACCACAGUAAGGACGUGCACCCAGCAGAUGACCCUGCUGCAUGUUGUUAUCUUUGCCGCUCGCAAAUCCGCUGACGACACGCUGGCCACGCUGCGCAUCCUGCUGGAACGUGGCUGCAAGGAGCUAAUCAAUGCGCCGGAUUCACUGGGCAACACUCCUCUGCACGCCUUGAUUGUUCGCUAUGCCCUGGAGGAAGCUCGCUACGGCUACGAUAAGUGGAGCAAGUGGGAUGUCCUGCACCUGGUUAGAUUCCUUUUGCAAAACGGUGCAAAGCAGUCGAUCAAUCAGGCGGGAAACAGUGCCAUGGCCUGUGUGUUUCGACAUUUAAGAGACUGGGAGGUCUGCUACGAGCUGCUCAACAUGCUGAUCAAGGAGAAUGGCGAUCCCAACAUCGUGGGAAGAGAUGGAUCUGUGCCCAUUAUGGUUCUGCUAGUGCCGCUAAUUAAUAAGGAUCACCUGCAUCAUUUCACGCACUCCAUGAAGGUCUGCUAUCUAAACUGCAUCCGCAUGCUGCUGCAGCACGGGGCCAAUCCCAAUUGCUCCUACCGCGCCAACCUAAAGCCGCUGCACGUGCUCGUGUUCACGGUGAGCGAGAACUUUACGCUCAACUGCGACACCCAGAAGCGCACCAACUUCGACUUCAUCAAGAACAUCCUGCUGAUGCUACUGCAGCAUGGCCUGGACUGCAAUAAAACAUAUCAGCACAUUCUACAGGCGGUUAUGGACAUGGUCCAUAAUGUGCGAACCUGCCACGACAUGGAGUGUGUCUACGAACUGACCCUGACGCUCAUCCAGUACGGGGCCGAUCCCAAUAUAGUGCUCAGUGGAAAGACGACGCCUGGGACUGCGAUCUUCUCCAACGAGCUGGCCACCUUCCGCAGCUCUUUCCGCACCAACUCGUGCUACUUGCUCUUCUACUACAUCAUCCUGAUCACCAAGAAGGAGUUUAUCCUGAACGAUCCCCAGGCGACCUACACGAGGGUGAUACACCUUUUCUACCUGACCAUGAAUCACGAGCCGCUUUUCAAUUGCCUGAAGGCGCUGCACAACUUCUAUGUGGCCCAGGUGCCCAGCAAGAAGACGGAGCAGCUGAUAGCCCUGAUCUCGUCGCUCUAUCGUCGGCCGCGCAGUCUGAAGCAGCUUUCCCGCUGGGCGAUUUACGAAGCAAUGAACCGAAAGCUGGCCCAGAACAUCAACCGUCUGAAUCUGCCUGGCCAGCUCAAGGACUAUGUGCUGCAGUUCGAGGAGAGGUAGCGAGUGGAGCGGCCCCAGGACCAAUGAAUCCCAACCGCAGCGAACUAGAGUCAAUCACUAGUAAUGUUUAAUAUGCAUAUUCGUAUGUAGUUACGCAAUAAUUACGAACUAUCAG